Molecule: messenger RNA, 762 nt
Organism: Dentiscutata erythropus
Lineage: Eukaryota; Fungi; Glomeromycota; Glomeromycetes; Diversisporales; Gigasporaceae
Source: the annotation of a GenBank genome assembly
AUGGACUUCCAUUGUGCAUGUCAUUUUGCAGCUGAUCGCUCUUCAGUAGGGUUGCAAUUACCAUUGGACUUGAAUAAUGAGUUUGAUUAUGAAUUUAAUAAUAUGGUGUCCUCUGUUGAGACGGUUCCAACUCUGGUCCAAGAUCCUUUUCAACAAUCCUCCUUUAUAAAACCUUCAUUUCCGCCAACAAUUGACAACGAUGACUUGGUUGAACCGAAAGGUGACAAACUCUCAAAACAAUCUAGAGCUAAUAAAAUUAAGAACUCUCAAGCUUGCAUUCACUGUCAAAAGUCUAAAGUUAAAUGCAACUAUUUGGAUAACAAUAAUCCAUGUAAACGAUGUGCUGAAAGAGGAUUCGAAUGCACUUUCUAUCCACAACAAAGGAGAGGCCCUAAGCCCGGCAAAAAAACUAGAUUAGGUACACAAAAUUUAGAAGAUUUUCGAAAAUUAAAUCGAGACUUUACACGAAAGGCUCAUAAACUCGGAUUUAGUGUACACACCCAUAUUGUCGCAUAUCCAAAUAAUAACUUAGAUACACCGAUUCUAAAUUAUAAUGCAACUUUGCCCAUGGAAGAAAAUUUAUUUAUGGUAAAUCCAGAAUCAGCGGUUCAUCCUCCACCGCUAUCAAGAUCAUCUUUUAACGAUUGUGAAGAUUCGAAUAGUUCAAUAUCGAUUUUAGAUAAUCACCGGUUUUUCAUGAAUAACGAAAUCGAAACUGACCCUAGGUUAGCAUUACCUUAUCAUAGCUCUCAUCAAAAUUAA